AGACCCAACGUGGACCAGACAGAGAAGAGACAGGAGUGUGGGGUGGGGGGCACCAUAGAGAGACCCAACGUGGACCAGACAGAGAAGAGACAGGAUCGGGGGGUACCACCACAGAGAGACCCAACGUGGACCAGACAGAGAAGAGACAGGAGGGGGGGGGGGGGGGACCACCAUAGAGAGACCCAACGUAGACCAGACAGAGAAGAGACAGGAGUGUGGGGUGGGGGGCACCAUAGAGAGACCCAACGUGGACCAGACAGAGAAGAGACAGGAUCGGGGGGUACCACCACAGAGAGACCCAACGUGGACCAGACAGAGAAGAGACAGGAAAGGGGGGCCCACCAUAGAGAGACCCAACAUGGACCAGACAGAGAAGAGACAGGAGUGUGGGGUGGGGGAACCACCAUAGAAAGACCCAACGUGGACCAGACAGAGAAGAGACAGGAGGGGGGGGCGCACCAUAGAGAGACCCAACGUGGACCAGACAGAGAAGAGACAGGAUCGUGGGGUACCACCAAAGAGAGACCCAACGUGGACCAGACAGAGAAGAGACAGGAGGGGGGUAGAGGCUUAUUCAGAUAUAUAGAGAGGGAGAAAGCCAUAGAGAGAGGAGGACUACUCAGUCGGUUGUUUGAACAGGCGGGUUUCCAUGUCGACAACAAGUGGUCGGCACUUUGACCAUGCAGACAAAGCAAAGGAAAUGACCAUCCAGAGGUAUGUCAACUACAGUGCAUUUGGAAAGUAUUCAGACCCCUUGGCUUUUUCCGGAUUUUGUUACAUUACAGCCUUAUUCUAAAAUUCAUUAAAUAAAUGUUUUUCCUCAUCAAUCUACACACAAUACCUCAUAAUGACAAAGCGGGGGGGGGGUUUAGACAAUUUUACAAAUGUAUUAAAAAUAAGAAACAGAAAUACCUUAUUUACAUAAGUAUUCAGACCCUUUGCUAUGAGACUCGAAAUUGAGCUCAGGUGCAUCCUGUUUCCAUUGAUCAUCCUUGAGAUGUUUCUACAACUUGAUUGGAGUCCACCUGUGGUAAAUUCAAUUCAAUUGAGACAUGAUUUGGAAAGGCACACACCUGUCUAUAUAAGGUCCCACAUUUGACAGUGCAUUCUAGAGCAAAAACCAAGCCAUGAGGUCGAAGGAUUUGUCCGUAGAGCUCCGAGACAGGAGCUAUUGAAAGUCCUCAAGAACACAGUGGGCUCCAUCAUUCUUAAAUGGAAGAAGUUUGGAACCGCCAAGACUCUUCCUAGAGCUUGCUGCCCGGCCAAACUGAGCAAUCGGGGGAGAAGGGCCUUGGUCAGGGAGGUGACCAAGAACCCAAUUGUCAUUCUUACAGAGCUCCAGAGUUCCACUGUGGAGAUGGGAGAACCUUCAGAAUGACAACCAUCCCUGCAGCACUCCACCAAUCAGGCCAUUAUGGUAGAGUGGCCAGACGGAAGCCACUCAUCAGUAAAAGGCACAUGUCAGCCCACUUGGAGUUGGCCAAAAGGCACCUAAAGGACUAAGAACAUGAGAAACAUGAUUCUCUAGUCUGAUGAAACCAAGAUUGAACUCUUUGGCCUAAAUGCCAAGCGUCACGUCUGGAGGAAACCUUGCACCAUCCCUACGGUGAAGCAUGGUGGUGGCAGCAUCAUGCUGUGGGGAUGUCUUUCAGCGGCAGGGACUGGGAGACUAGUCAGGAUUGAGGGAUAGGUGAAUAGAGCAAAGUACAGAGACAUCCUUGAUGAAAACCUGCUGCAGAGCACUCAGGACCUCAGACUGGGGCGAAGGUUUACCUUCCAACAGGACAACAACCCUAAGCACACAGCAAAACAACUCAGGAGUGGCUUCGGGACAAGUCUCUGAAUGUCCUUGAGUGGCCCGGCCAGAGUCCGGACUUGAACACGAUGGAAUAUCUCUAGAGAGACCUGAAGAUAGCUGUGCAGUGACGCUCCCAAUCCAACCUGACAGAGCUUGAGAGGAUCUGCAGAAUAUAAUGGGAGAAACUCCCCAAAUACAGGUGUGCUAAGCUUGUAGUGUCAUACCCAUGCACGUGUUCUCAAGAGAAACAAAGUUAGAAUGUGCGUACUGUAUGUGUUUGCAUGUGAGCAUGUACAGUUGAAGUCGGAGGUUUACAUACGCCUUAGCCAAAUAUAUUUAAACUUUGUUUUUCACAAUUCCUGACAUUUAAUCCUAGUAAAAUUCCCUGGAAAUUCCCUGGAAAUUCAGUUAGGAUCACCACUUUAUUUUAAGAAUGUGAAAUGUCAGAAUAUUAGUAGAGAGAAUUAUUUAUUUAAGCUGACCACAUUCCCAGUUGGUCAGAAGUUUACAUACACUCAAUUAGUGUUUGGUAGCAUUGCCUUUAAAUUGUUUAACUUUUGUCAAACAUUUUGGGUAGCCUUCCACAAGCUUCCCACAAUAAGUUGGGUGAAUUUUGGCCUAUUCCUCCUGACAGAGCUGGUGUAAUUGAGUCAGGUUUGUAGGCCUCCUUGCUCGCACACGCUUUUUCAGUUCUGGCCACAACUUUUCUAUAGGAUUGAGGUCAGGGCUUUGUGAUGUCCACUCCAAUACCUUAAAUUUGUUGUCCUUGAGCCAUUUUGCCACAACUUUGGAAGUAUGCUUGGGGUCAUUGUCCAUUUAGAAGACCCAUUUGCGACCAAGCUUUAACUUCCUGACGGAUGUCUUGAGAUGUUGCUUCAAUAUAUCCACAUAAUUUUCCUUCCUCAUGAUGCCAUCUAUUUUGUGAAGUGCACCAGUCCCUCCUGCAGCAAAGCACCCCCACAGCAUGAUGCUGCCACCCCGGUGCUUCACGGUUGCGAUGGUGUUCUUUGGCUUGCAAGCAUCCCCCUUUUUCCUCCAAACAUAACAAUGAUCAUUAUGGCCAAACAGUUCUAUUUUUGUUUCAUCAGACCAGAGGACAUUUCUCCAAAAAGUAUGAUCUUUGUCCCCAUGUGCAGUUGCAAACCGUAGUCUGGCUUUUUUAUGGCCGUUUUGGAGCAGUGGCUUCUUCCUUGCUGAGCGGCCUUUCAGGUUAUGUUGAUAUAGGUCUCGUUUUACUGUGGAUAUAGAUACUUUUGUACCUGUUUCCUCCAGCAUCUUCACAAGGUCCUUUGCUGUUGUUCGGGAUUGAUUUGCACUUUUCACACCAAAGUACAUUCAUCUUUAGGAGACAGAACGCGUCUCCUUCCUGAGCGGUAUGAUGGCUGUGUGGUCCCAUGGUGUUUAUACUUGCGUACUAUUGUUUGUACAGAUGAACGUGGUACCUUCAGGCAUUUGGAAAUUGCUCCCAAGGAUGAACCAGACUUGUGGAGGUCUGCAAUUUAUUUUCUGAGGUCAUGGCUGAUUUAUUUUGAUUUUCCCAUGAUGUCAAGCAAAGAGGCACUGAGUUUGAAGUUAGGCCUUGAAAUACAUCCACAGGUACACCUCCAAUUGACUCAAAUGAUGUCAAUUAGCCUAUCAGAAGCUUCUAAAGCCAUGACAUUUUUUUCUGGAAUUUUCCAAGCUGUUUAAAGGCACAGUCAACUUAGUGUAUGUAAACUUCUGACCCACUGGAAUUGUGAUACAGUGAAUUAUAAGUGAAAUAAUCUGUCUGUAAACAAUUGUUGGGAAAAUUACUUGUGUCAUGCACAAAGUAGAUGUCCUAACCGACUUGCCAAAACUAUAGUUUGUUAACAAGAAAUUUGUGGAGUGGUUGAAAAAUGAGUUUUAAUGUCUCCAAUCUAAGUGUAUGUAAACUUCCGACUUCAACUGUACAUUGGCACUGAGCUCACAUCUCAUACCUCUUCCUGUCCAUAUGCUUGAAAGGCUGUUGUCAUGGAGACUGCAGGGUUGUGGGGGCAUAAGAGGGGAAUGUGAACAAUACUCUGUGGUGCCUACUGGAUGGAUAAUGAAGUUAUGGUGCUAUGAUAUGGUGUAGACACUCCAGGGACUCCAGGGACAAUGAGUCACACUGUGUGGUAUUACAUAAGGUGCAACACCAAAAUCAUGUUAGGCAUGGCUUUCUACACAUGUAGUCGGAGGAUAUAUACUGGAGGGAUAUGGAACGUUUGCCCAGACUUAUUCUCAGUGAUAAAAUUCUCUAAAUUGUUUGUUUUCUUGUUUUAAAAUGGGACAAAUGUUUUUUAUAUUAAUGGUAGGUGUUAACAGAAUGUAGAUAUACUGCAUCGUCUUUUUAAAUUAAAAACCCAUUUCCAAACUGUUGACAAUCUUAAAAAAUGUAAUUCUAUGGAAAUAUGGCUUCGGGGUGGGGGGGAGGCAAUUCUGUAUGCAUAAAUCUUCGCAUGGACAAUCAAUUAGGAGGAUUGAUCUCCUUUAUUAAAAUCCUGCCGUUAAUUAAGGCUGGCGUUAGUUUUAAUCAUGUGACCUUGCUUCCCACAGAUUAAAUGCAGUGAUAUAUGCAGCAUCUGAUGGCUGUUGGAUUCAUCUCAAAAACCACUUGGUAACACUUGGAAAAUAAUUUGACCAUCACUAACACAUUCAAUCCCCUUCAGCGGUUUGUGAGAGAAAAAUCUCCUUCAGACAGCUUGUUUUUCUUCUGCAGAGGAGAGAUGAAGCGAUGGAUAGAUAGAGUGUGUGACGCAGAGGUUCUUACAGCAUGUCAGAUAAAGAGUCACCUCAUUCCACCUUGGGGAUCUAAAACUACUCAAUACCUCCUACUUCACCACUCUAUAAACAGUCCUGUCAGAACAGGUGCUGAUGAAUAUCCAUUGGUUGAGAGACCAUUAACUAAUUAAGUACUAAUCUCAGACACUCUCUCAGACACUCUCUCUGAUUUGCCCACUAGCCUAUUUCCAGUCCAGUCUGUACCUGGCUGUGACUCAUGGGAGAUGUCUCCUAAUUGUGACCGACUGAUUAAAAACCUAUUUCCACAGAGGUUGUAUUUGGUCCUGAUCAUCAUGGGACUGAGUCAUGGGAAUUUUUGUCUUUCAGUUAAUUGGGUUUGUUUUGCAGUGAUAUGUGGUAUUGAGUAAUCAGACUGUAGUUGUGGCAGUACUCUGGCUGUGUAUUACAGAAGUAUAGAGGCCAUGUUAGUAUUGAGAGGCCUGCUAUUUCUUUGUAUCCAGGCUGAGAAGAAUGAGGGUAUGUCCCUCACCAUCGUGCUGGGCUCGGUUUCAUGGGGUUCUCUUUUUCUUUACUCCAAUUUAAAUGAGUUGUGUGUCUAAAUCUUCCACCCGCUUCUCCUUCUCCCUCUCCCUGUCCCCUCCAGACAUCUGGAUCCCUUUAUUCUUCUCUGCCUCCAUGUGUUUGUUUGUGUCCUCUUCUCUUUCACUUUCUUUCACCUUCUCUCACUCUUUCUCCCUUCCUCGCCUCCCUCCUUUUCUCUUCAUCACUUCAGCUUCCUUUACACGCUUUCACUCUAUCCUACCACCCACUCUAUCCUACCACCCACUCUAUCCUACCAACCACUAUCUCCUACCCGCUUUUCAUCCUCUAUAUAAUUCCCACCUUAUCUAUCUCCUCCUCUUUCCCUAGCUCUGUGUUGAUGACUCUUUAGCAGGGAUGGGCAAUUUUGAUGGGGGUGUGGGCCACAAAAAAUCUGAACUCAACAUGAGGGGCUGCAGUGGCUCAGGGUCCGUGUACUGACAUCUAUAGCCACACAUGCAGUCAGAGCCAGCCCUAGCCUUUUGGGGGCCCUAAAUCAAAUUUUGUUUAGUGGCCCCCCUAUUGACAGUGGAGAGAAAAAAAGUAACUUUUAGAGUAAAUUUCCUGCAAUUUUGCCAUGGGGGAUAGGGAAAACGUUGAAGUUUUAAAGCAAGUUUGCUGCAAUUCUACACCUUUUAUCAUAGGGUGGAAAGAGAUUUAGCAAUUUUAUAACUUUUUUCAUCCAAUUCUACAAAUUUAGCCAAUGUGGCGGAGAGAAACAUUAGUAGUUUUACAACUCAUUUCCUGCAAUUCUACACAUUUUGCAAUACACAAGUUUUUGAGCCGUUUCCGCUCUACUUCCUGAACUCCUCCCGUCGAUGCAAUCCACUUCCGUUCUGCUGGGCUGGGUUUGUUUUGCUAGCUAGCUCCGUUGUGUUGACAAAGCACUGAUAUCGCAGUGACAAAGAGGAUAUAAAAAUUACAAUUACAACAUGAAGAAAAGUGGUUCGGGAACGACGUGUGCGGUAGUUGGUUGCAAAAACUCGAGAAAGCACCUGAACGAGUGGUUAGAUAGAGAGUGCUACGACCACAAACCAGCUACGAAGAGGCAAUGUCCAUGCGCUCCAUUGUUUACAUUUUUUCGCAAGCCUGAUACCGACUCGGAAUCAAGGACCUGGCUGAAGGCAUUGAAUCUAAAGAAACCACCCCUCAACGUUUUUGUUUGUUCCUAUCACUUUGUUGACCAAAAACCUACCAAGGAUAAUCCUUUCCCAGAGUUGUGGUUGGGAUACAAUCGCCCUCCCCAGCCAAAGAGGCGUCAACUCACCCAGCGGACCACUGCCUCCCCCCAGAUAAAGAAACGCAGACUUGAAUCUGAGGGUAAGUUCAGCAACUUUAGCUAUGAAGCUGACAAUACUGUUAAUUAUGAAGAAGUUGUCAUACAUUAACAUUGCUACCGGUAUUUUGCUAAGGCAGUUGAUUGUUUUGGAGAUGGGACAAACAAUGCCCACGAUAGCUACAUCAUUAAUUGUGUGUGUGUGUGUGUGUGUGUGUGUGUGUGUGUGUGUGUGUGUGUGUGUGUGUGUGUGUGUGUGUGUGUGUGUGUGCCUGCCUGCGUGUGCCUUAGUCUACAUCAUAAAUACAAUGCAAGGUGGCAGGCUGUUGUGAUGAUGAUUUUGUGUGUGCGUGUGAGUGCAAUGUUGUAGUACACAUUUUUCCAUUGUGAUGUUUGUAGUGAGAGGACUCUAUACCUGCAUUAAUUUUGCUCCAUCCAUGUUUUCUCUUCCCCUUUUUAGAUGCUCCAGAAACCUGUCAGCCUGUCUGUGAGGCCGAGCCUGCUACACCAAAAUUUCGAGAUGCCCAGACCCAAUGGGAGGAUCCGUCACAUAUUGAUCACAUUUACUGUUCAACAACACAGUCUGUUAAAGUAGACAAGGCCACACAGUGCGAGGCAGAAAUGAGUCCUACUGUGACCAGCACCACGGUCAUUGAUGAUGCUAGGUCCCGGCUGUAUACAGGAGUGCUUAUGGUUCAAUUCUUCACCCUGGUGACGGUGUUGUUGCCUUUCAGUAAGCCAUCAAUUACCCUUCCUGUUGUUGACCAAAUACGUUGAUGAAACUAAAACUAAACCUAAUAUUAGGAGAUAUUGCUCAACGCUUCAAUGUGUCUACAUCCAUGGCAAGCAUUGUGAUUAGUCACUGGAUUGACGUGAUGGGUUAACAGUUCAAAGUCCUGAUCCCCUGGCUUCCAAGAGAGACCAUUCGUGCCACCAUGCCCUUGUCGUUUCAGAGGAACUACCCUCGAACCACCUGCAUCAUUGACUGUGCCGAAAGUGCCAUGCAGAGAGCCACAAACCACGACUCAAGGAGUGACACUUUCAGCCAGUAUAAAUCACGCAACACUGUGAAAUAUCUCGUCGCUGUGGCCCCUAAUGGGCUAAUCAUGUUUAUAUCUGAUGCCUAUGCUGGCAGAAGCAGCGAUAAAUGUAUCACCAUGGACAGUGGGUUCCUAGACUAUCUGAGGGCUGGUGAUGAGGUCAUGGCGGACCGUGGGUUCACCAAUCGAGACUUGCUUGAUGAGAGAAGGGUCAGUUUGAACAUCCCUGCUUUCACCUACAGGCGCAAUCAGUUGACCAAUGAGGAGACGACACGCACCAGGCGAGUAGCCAAUGUCCGCAUACAUGUGGAAAGAGGAAUCCAGAGACUGAAGGUGUUUAAGAUUUUAUCCCAGAAUGUUCCCAUCAGCAUGGCACCGAAACUGGACAACAUCUUAACCAUCUGUGCUGGCCUAGUUAACCUGAAGAGUCCACUGAUCAGUGAGGUUUAGAAUCUUGCCCUGUGUCCCUGUCUACCAACACCCAGCCAUGUUGUUCAUUAAAUACAGAUAAACACAACAAAUACUGCGUGCAUUGUAUUUUUUUAUAUUAUAUAUGAAUAUUUUCAUAGUGAUGUAAUUGUGUGGGCUGCUUUUGUAUUUUACUUUUUAAUACCUGUUAAGAUUAAACACGCAAUCUUUCUUGUUGAAGCCAUUUGUUUAGUUUCCUCAAAACAAUUAAUUAAUCCAGUGUUAUUUAUGUACAGUAUGAGCUUACUAUGAAUUAUGAACUGUGUUAAAAUAAAUUGUAGCACUCUAAGGAUUGAAAUUACAUCAAACUUUAUUUUCACUCAAACAGUAGGCACACUGAUAUAUUGCACAGCAUAAAGAGAUCAUGUAAACAAUGGACAUCUGUUGGCUCCUGUGGGCAUGACCUAAAUAAGGCAGUUUAUUUUGGUUUUAAAAUGCUGAGAUAUUUACUGCAGAACUGUAACCUUCCCUCAAAAAAAUCAUCAACAAUUUUCGGGAGCAUGUGGGCAAAGUAGAAUGUGCGCAGCCUUAUGAUAUGCCCCUGGACAAAGCCUUGGUCGUAGGGUACUUCGAUUUCUAGGUGCUCAGUUUUGUUCCAGAUCACCAACUUGGAGUGCUGAAGCCCUGUGCAGUGCAUCCCAAUUUGUACCUGCAUGUAGUAGCCUUUUGGACCAUUGCAGGCAAUAUGGUAAUCUACCCUAUCUCCGUUUGCCACAGUUGUGAUUUCGCAGUUCUUUGUUGCCAAAAAUUCUGUAAGUGACUUGUUUCCCAUCACAGGUGAUUUGAUCUCCAACAGAAUGUCGUUGUUUAUCACUCCAUCGGGAGAUGCUGCAAGCCACGGUUCCUUUUCGCACACCACUAAGCCUUUGGUUUCAAUGCUGUUGCCCAGAGUUUCCAAAUAGUCCCUUGCAAGUUCCUCCCCCUCCGCUCCUUGACGGGUUGCGGCAUUGCCACGGAAGGAUGGGUGUAAGUGUUCUGACAAAAACUUGUCAGGCGCCGUGGUUGAGCGAAUGGGCACCUUUCUAGCUGUAGUAGUAGUAGAACCGUGUUCCCAAGCUAGCGUCGACAUCGCUGUGUUGACACCGGCAGACGUUGUGCAAACAACUUCCGGCGGGAAUGAAAUGCAUUUGUGUAGAGUUAUGGCGCCACCCGGGAUACAGCGCGUAAACUUGUGUAUAGGGUGGAGAGAAAUGUUUGCAGUUUUUAACAUAUCAGUCGGUAAUUCGACCAUGAUUACAACACGUUUAGAUAGCUGGCUAGAAUAACUUACAAAUCCAAAAAUGUUUUGCUUACAUGGGCUAAUUGAGUGACUGUCAGUGACUGACCUAACAAGGGAAAAACUGCUGAUGCACAACCCAAUUUCGGUAUUUUAAAAAACAUAUUUGGGGGGGGGGGGGGGGGCUUGUAAUUAACUGAUGUUAUUCAGGUUGUUCUCUGUGCUCUUCUUCAUGAUUACUGGUACAGUGUGUGUGGUGUGUGGUGUGUGGUGUGUGUGUGUGUGUGUGUGUGUGUGUGUGUGUGUGUGUGUGUGUGUGUGUGUGUGUGUGUGUGUGUGUGUGUGUGUGUGUGUGUGUGUGUGUGUGUGUGUGUGAUUGUGUGUGUGUGUGAUUGUGUGAGUAGUUAUCUGCAGGAAGGGCUUUCUGAGAUGUGCGUAUGUUGCACAGUUUUAUGGUAAGGAGCCUGUCAGUAUCCAUAAUAUAAACCUAUUCAGUCAGGCAGAGUGUUGUUUGAUCACCAUAAACACACAGAACAACAAGCCACCACAUACACAUUCAGUGAAGCUCUCCUUACCAAUGUUUGUUUAUGUGGGAGGAGGGUUAUGCGUGCACUUUGCUGGUUUAUACAGUGCAUUCGGAAAGUAUUCAGACCACUUGACUUUUUCCACAUUUAUUACAAUACAAUCUUAUUCUAAAAUUGAUUAAAUUGGUUUUUUCCCCUCAUCAAUCUACACAAAAUACCACAAUGACAAAGCAAAAACUGGUUUUUAGAAAUGUUAGCAAAUGUAUAAUUUAAAAAAACCCUGGAAAUAUCACAUUUACACAUAUAUAUUCAGAUCCUUUACUCAGUACAUUCUUGAAGCACCUUUGGCAGCGAUUACAGCCUCGAGUCUUCUUCUCAGGACCAGGUUUUCAUCAAGGAUAUCUGUACAUUCAUCUUUCCUUCGAUCCUGACUAGUCUCCCAGUCCCUGGCGCUGAAGAACAUCCCCACAGCAUGAUGCUGCCACCACCAUGCUUCACCGUAGGGAUGGUGCCAGGUUUCCUCCAGACGUGACGCUUGGCAUUCAGGCCAAAGAGUUCAAUCUUGGUUUCAUCAGACCAGAGAAUCUUGUUUCUCAUGAUCUGAGAGUCCUUUAGAUGCCUUUUGGCAAACUCCAAGUGUGCUGUCAUGUGCCUUUUACUGAUGAGUGACUUCCGUUUGGCCACUCUACCAUAAAGGCCUGAUUGGUGGAGUGCUGCAGAGAUGGUUGUCCUUCUGGAAGGUUCUCCCAUCUCAUCAGAGGAACUCUGGAGCUCUGUCAGAGUGACCAUCCGGUUCUUGGUCACCUUCCUAAGCAAGGCCCAUCUCCCCCCGAUGACUCAUUUUGGCUGGGCAGCCACCUCUAGGGAGAGUCUUGGUGGUUCCAAACGUCUUCCAUUUAAGAAUGAUGGAGGCCGUUGUGUUCUUGGGGACCUUCAAUGCUGCAGAAAUGUUUUGGUACCCUUCCCCAGAUCUGUGCCUCGACACAAUCCUGUCUCGGAGCUCUACGGACAAUGGCUUCCACCUCAUGGCUUGGUUUUUGCUCUAGAAUGCACUGUCAAAUGUGGGACCUUAUAUAGACAGGUGUGUGCCUUUUGUAGUGUUGAGUCAAUGCUGUUAAUUAUUGCUGUGAAACAAAGAGUCCGCUUAGGCUGUACUUUGAUUAUAAGUUUUAUUUAUAUCACAAGAUUUCAGCAUACGUUUACAGACGCCUGCAGUGUCUGGAGAACAGUGUCCAAAAAUAAUAUGUCUGUUCUAACGUCCUUUGUCUCUAGCCUAUACUUAUAAGAUAUGCAAAAAUAUGGGUGGCUCCCUCUACUGUCCAAUCACCUGUCUCCAACGAACAGGGGUGUCACUACAAAAUGGCUCCCUCUACUGUAAACAUUAGCAACGUCAUACCUCUUCAUAUACCAUACUUUCCAAAUCAUGUCCAAUCAAUUGAAUUUACCACAGGUGGACUCCAAUCAAGUUGUACAAACAUCUCAAGGAUGGUCAAUGGAAACAGGAUGCACCUGAGCUCAAUUUCAAGUCUCAUAGCAAAGGGUUUGAAUACUUAUGUAAAUAAGAUAUUUCUGAACCUGUUUUCGCUUUGUCAUUAUGGGGUAUUGUGUGUAGAUUGAUAAGGAUUAUUAUUUUUUAAUCCAUUUUAGAAUAAGGCUGUAACAUAACAAAAUGUGGAAAAGGGAAGGGGUCUGAAUACUUUCCUAAUGCACUGUAUGUGCAUCAUUUUAAUUUAUUUAUUCAAUUAGUGCCCGUGUUCAAACCAUGUUGCAUGUCUGUCUGUCUGUCUCCAUGACAACUAGAAAUGACUAAAACAUCACACAUUGUGACAGUGAGUGAGAGAGAGGUUGAGGGAGAGAUUGGUGAGAGGGAUUGAAGGAUUGAGAAAGCAUAUCGACCAAGAGGUCAAGUGGAAAUGAAAACAAGUGGAGGAGUAGAAUAACAAAUAUUGGAAGAGAGGUGGACCAGGAUAGGGCAGUCUUUUUAAGAAUUUGCCGGAUUCACAGUAAUCACAGUAAAUUAACUUCACAUAGUGAGAGUGUGAUAAAGAAAUAUCUCGUAACAAAGUUAGUGAGGAAUGAGUGUCUUUGUGAGAGUCUGUGUAGUGAGUGUGUGAAGUCUGUCUCCUGUAGAAGAGCCCUCUAACGUGUAUGCUUCAUCAUCUCAUAAUCUAUCAUCCAGAUGAUCAUAAACCUGUAGACUGUGCUCUUCAUCUGCAUGAUCAGUGUUGGUACUGAUAUGUGAUCUGAAUUCACUGACAUCAUCAUUUAAUCAGUUCAAGUAAUGAGCAGAGGACCUAACCCUCUAAUAACCAAAACACAAUUUGUGAAGUUGAUCAAAUGUAAGGAUUACAUGGAGGAUCCAAAAAAAGAUCAAGAUUCAAUGCAAGCUGUACUGCAUAAAGGGAUUCAACUGAUAAAGAAAAGCCUAUCCAGCAAGGGUGUUCAGGAUGGUUGAGUGGUGAUUACACAGUGUGUUAAGGGUCCUAUUACCAUGGAGCUGCCAGCAGGAGCUCGGCACUCAGGACCAGCUGAUUCAGCUGUAAGGGGAUUGAAGCUUUGGGCAGAUUCUGUUGGAAUUAUGUAUUAUACCCGUGAGGUACAGACAGACAAGGACACUCAAUGUGAUGCAGUAAGAUCUGUGAAGUGUGGCUCAUUAGAAGUUACAGGUGGGAUUUGUCAGUACAGCAGUAAAUCAGUCUCUUCAAUCUGAAUGAUGGAGGGCUCAGUGUCUCCCUCUGUGAGUUAAAAUGUAAAACAUUUAACCUCUUAAGGAUCUGACCCUUUUUUUUUCAAUUUUCGCCUAAAAGGACAUACCCAAAACUGCCUGUAGCUCAGGACCUGAAGCAAGGAUGUGCAUAUUCUUGAUACCAUAUGAAAGGAAACACUUCAAAGUUUGUGGAAAUGUGAAAUGAAUGUAGGAGAACAUAACACAUUAGAUCUGGUAAAAGAUAAUACAAACAAAAAAACAUGUUUUUUAAAAAGUUGUUUUUAAUCAUCUUUGAAAUGCAAGAGAAAGGCCACAAUAUAAGAUUGCGGUUUAGGUGCAAUUUAGAUUUUGGCCACUAGAUGGCAGCAGUGUGUGUGCAAAGUUUCAGAUUGAUCCAGUGAAGCAUUGCAAUACUGGACUAUUUUGUAUCAAGUCUGCCCAAAUGUGCCAAAUUGGUCAAUUGAUACAUUUUCAAGUACAUAACUAUAGAGAACAUACAAAAAUGAUAUGGUAAUACAAAAUGUAAGUUUACACACUCCCAGGAAUGUCAUACAUGAUGGAUCAUUAGCUUGUGCACUAACUUUCACACAUCUAGAUGGCCGGGCGGGGUGGGUGUGGAACCAGAAACUGCAGAACCCAGUUCCUUCAUUUGAACAUAAAAAUUGAUUUUAUCAAACAAAACUAUGCUACAUUUUAUCUCUGGAUAAAAUGUCACCCUUAGGAUGUCACCCUUAGGAUGUCACCCUUAGGAUGACAAAUCAGAGCAAGAUUACUGAAUGUAAGUACAUUAUUUAGCUUCAGAGGUGAAUGUAUCAAACCAGUUGCCUAAAACGUUUUUUGUUGUUGUUGUGCACUCUCCUCAAACAAUUGCAGGGUGUUUUUUCACUGUAAUAGAUACUGUAAAUUGGACAGUGCAUUUAGAUUAACAAGAAUUUAAGCUUUCUGCCCAUAUAAGACAUGUCUAUGUCCUGGAAAGUUUGCUGUUACUUACAACAGUCAUGCUAAUCACAUUAGCGCACGUUAGCUCAACCAUCCCGUAUACGGGACACCAAUCCUGUAGAGGUUAAAAUGUAAUUACCACCACUUCCUCUGCAACAGUCUCCCCUUCUUCAUUUGUAUGUCCCUCCCUCGCACCCUUUCUCAAAUCCUGUGUGUGUGUGUGUGUGUGUGGUUUAAAUAUUUCCCCAGUAUUUUACAAUUGUUCCAUCCCAAGAAUAAACCACUUUUCUCCCGGGUAACUCGUUAUUUCCUGCCAAAACUGGAAGUGUCCUUCAAAAGCAUUAUAAAGCAUAUAAAUAGGCCUAUGUGUGGAUUUGAUUAGAGCUUUGAUCAAAAAUUCAAGCCUGAUGCUAACUGAGCCAUACAUUAAAUACAUUUUAUGAGCGUGACAUUAAAGAUAUUUAAUGAGCCCAAUCCCAAAAAAGCCCAAAAGUUUGGCAGCUUUUGAUAUAUGAUAUAGGCUACUGCACAUUACGCACAACAUAAAAACAUAAAAGCCCAUAGAUGCAGCUAGCUAUAUCCUCUCUUGGGUAAAUAAAUGAAACUCGCUCCAGUAAGCUAAUAUUUUUGAGUGUGAACUGUAUUACUGUACUGUAUUGUAUUAUACUGCAUUAGAUGGACUGGAAUUAUGCACAUCGUUCAAACCAUGAUAAAGUAGGUAGAUAACAUGUGAUUCUGGUGCAGCACAUGCGGCCUACAAAGUUACAAGUAUAGGCUAGUGAAUUUGAAUUUUCAAAUAUAAUAGGACCUAUUUGUAUAAUUAGUAGGCUGAUGCAUAUAUGCAUUUCAUAAUAUUUCCCCUAAUGUUAUUAGCCUACCUCCUCUUUCUCUCUCUAUUGUUGCUUCAUUCCUUCCUCGCUUUCAACAGCAUAGUCUAUUGGUAUAAGAAAUGCUCAAAUGUUUAUGUCCAGCAAGCUAUUCUAGUCUAGCUUUUCCUGCAUGGGACUCCAAGAUCUAAGGAGCGUUUUUUUAAGGAGAGAGGUCAGCGGAGCACAGGUGUGUGCAUAUUGCGGAAGAAACAGAGGACAUAAGCUUAUUAUGCAUAACCCAUCAUUAAUUAGCUAAACAUACAGUAAGGCUAAUACUGCAUUGAAUGUAUUACCUGAAAGAGGUAAGCUAGGACAUCUAUAUAUAGGGCUAUAUAUCAAUCUAGAACAGGAUUAUCUAUUUUGGUGUUGAUGGAUAGAGAGAAAGAGUGCAAGAGAGUGCACGAGCGUGCAUGGAUUUAAAGCAUCGAUAUUCGAGUGAUAGGCUGUUUUAAAACUCUGCAGCUGCAAUUAAAAAAUAUAUAUCUUUACAAUUAAAAAAUAAGGUGACUCCCGAAAGCCAGAUGGAGAUGGGUAAAUUAGAGGCGCAUUCAGUCUUUAUAUUAAUGUAGAGUGAGGGAAAAAGGUAUUUGAUCCCCUGCUGAUUUUGUACGUUUGCCCACUGACAAAGAAAUUAUCAGUCUAUAAUUGUAAUGGUAGGUUUAUUUGAACAGUGAGAGACUGAAUAACAAAGAAAUCCAGAAAAACACAUUUCACAUUUUUUAUUUUUUUAUUUGCAUUUUAAUGAGGGAAAUAAGUAUUUGACCCCCUCUCAAUCAGAAAGAUUUCUGGCUCCCAGGUGUCUUUUAUACCAGUAACGAGCUGAGAUUAGGAGCACACUCUUAAAGGGAGUGCUCCUAAUCUCAGCUUGUUACCUGUAUAAAAGACACCUGUCCACAGAAGCAAUCAAUCAAUCAGAUUCCAAACUCUCCACCAUGGCCAAGACCAAAGAGCUCUCCAAAGAUGUCAGGGACAAGAUUGUUGACCUACACAAGGCUGGAAUGGGCUACAAGACCAUCGCCAAGCAGCUUGGUGAGAAGGUGACAACAGUUGGUGCGAUUAUUCGCAAAUGGAAGAAACACAAAAGAACUGUCAAUCUCCCUCGGCCUGGGGCUCCAUUCAAGAUCUCACCUCGUGGAGUUGCAAUGAUCAUGAGGAAUCAGUCCAGAACUACACGGGAGGAUCUUGUCAAUGAUCUCAAGGCAGCUGGGACCAUAGUCACCAAGAAAAAAAUUGGUAACACACUACGCCGUGAAGGACUGAAAUACUGCAGCGCCCGCAAGGUCCCCCUGCUCAAGAAAGCACAUAUACAGGGCCGUCUGAAGUUUGCCAAUGAACAUCUGAAUGAUUCAGAGGAGAACUGGGUGAAAGUGUUGUGGUCAGAUGAGACAAAGAUGGAGCACUUUGGCAUCAACUCAACUCGCCGUGUUUGGAGGAGGAGGAAUGCUGCCUAUGACCGAAAGAACACCAUCCCCACCGUCAAACAUGGAGGUGGAAACAUUAUGCUUUGGGGGUGUUUUUCUGCUAAGGGGACAGGAUAACUUCACCGCAUCAAAGGGACGAUGGACGGGGCCAUGUACCGUCAAAUCUUGGGUGAGAACCUCCUUCCCUCAGCCAGGGCAUUGAAAAUGGGUUGUGGAUGGGUAUUCCAGCAUGACAAUGACCCAAAACACACGGCCAAGGCAACAAAGGAGUGGCUCAAGAAGAAGCACAUUAAGGUCCUGGAGUGGCCUAGCCAGUCUCCAGACCUUAAUCCCAUAGAAAAUCUGUGGAGGGAGCUGAAGGUUUGAGUUGCCAAACGUCAGCCUCGAAACCUUAUUGACUUGGUGAUCACAGACCUCUGUGAUUGCCAACAAGGGUUUUGCCACCAAGUCCUAAGUCAUGUUUUGCAGGGGGGGUCAAAUACUUAUUUCCCUCAUUAAAAUGCAAAUCAAUGUAUAACAUUUUUGACAUGCGUUUUUCUGGAUUUUUGUUGUUGUUAUUCUGUCUCUCACUGUUCAAAUAAACCUACCAUUAAAAUUAUAGACUGAUCAUGUCUUUGUCAGUGGGCAAACAUACAAAAUCAGCAGGGGAUCAAACACUUUUUUCCCUCACUGUAGACUAUGCUGCAGCAAAUGUAGGCCUACCUGUUACAAGAAAGUAAGUUACCAUGAUGAGAUAGAUGAUGGGUCUACAUACAUUGUGAACUGCGCUCCAUACUGAGAUGGGCUGUCUAUCCCCACCCUGAGCGUUGAUGAUUCAUCAUGCAGAGGCCAUAGAGAAGCCAGAUUUAUACAUCACAUAUAAUUUAACAGUUCCAUUUCACGCCAUGCUGUUCAUAUACAGAAUUUAUUAUAAUUUACCAGUUUCUAGCAGUUAUUUAUCCGGAAAAAGGGAGUGGUUUUGGGCGGUAAAUCCCGGUAAAUCUCGGUAACCGGGUUCCCGCCAUUCAGCCCUAGUAUGUGUGUGUGUGUGUUUGUGUGUGCAGUUUCCUUCUCUUCAAGAGAUUCUUAGGUACUUUUGUAUACUUUUUAGGCAGUAGUUCUGAAAGUAGCGCUCAAGAGCCAAAAGUGGUCCCCGAAAAUUGCGUACUACGUCAUUACUCUUGCUCUCUCUCGCUCUACUGUGUGUGCAUCUUGCUAGCUGUCACUCAAUUGGCAAGUGGCUGAAGCUCAUUGGCUAGAACCUGAAUUACUAGGGGCUGGCACAGGGGGGGGGAAAUGUAGGGGAAAUGGGGCAGCAUAGCUUCCAGAAAAACAGUUGCUUUAAAACAAGGGAUUUUGUGGCUAAUUGAGGUAAAACAGUAAUUCUGCUCAUAGAUUAUGCAUGUAUGAACUACACAUUGACACAUCCAGCCCAAAGUGUGUGUGUGUGUGUGUGUGUGUGUGUGUGUGUCUGCUUGCAUGUGUGAUUGGGUGAUGAUCGACUCCAUUCCUGACAUGCAAGAGUCUGUGUUUCGAAAUAGCGAUGUGUACUUGUGGGUGUGUUAGUUCUGAGAGGAGCACAUCUGUGUAUGUUUCCUAGUCUCCUCCAGUGGGCCAGAGGCUGUCCCUCCCCCGCCCCCUCCUGAGAGGAUGCCAGCUCAUCACAUCAUUAAUCCAACAUCCAUCUCUCACUGGUACCCAAAACACAAAGUUACCAUCAGUAAAGUUCCCCAAGUCCAUGAUGGGGAGACCAAUGUCAUACCUCUAAUCCCUCCUCCCUCCUCUUCCUCCAUACAGUCUCCUCUCUUCUGAAAACCUUCUCCCCUGCUUCAUUCCCGUAUUCUUCCUCUCCCAACAUCAUCCUCCCCUUUUCCUCCUCUCAUAUUGAACUCCUCUUGCCAUGCCUCCAUUACACCUCUCUCUCUGCUCUCAUAAUCUUCUCUAGAAUUAUUCUGUAGGCUUCUCUCAAUUUUUCAUAUGUUUCGCUGUCUGACUCUCUCACCACCGAUACAAAGAUUAGUAGCGAUAUGGGGUAGCUUUAAAGCUUAUUCUUUAUGGCAACUUUGAUAGGAUGUACUGUGAAAGAAACUGUGAGGUCUGUGAUGUUUAAACGAUUAUGUAUCUGUGAUAUUUUGCGCUAGUCUCCUGUUAUUUAUUUACAUAAACACACAAUUAAUCUCUAUCUUCCUCCCUCCCUCACAUACCCACUAAUUCCCUCCCUCCCUCACAUACUCACUCAUUCCCUCCCGCCCUCUCUCUCUCUAGACAAGAUUGAUGAUGAGUUGGAGAUGACCAUGGUGUGUCACAGGCCAGAGGGUCUGGAGCAGUUGGAGGCCCAGACCAACUUCACCAAGAGAGAGCUACAGAUCCUCUACCGAGGCUUCAAGAAUGUAUGCACAACCACCUCCCUCCUCCUCCCUUCCACUGUCUGUCUAUCUUCAUCUUCUUUGCUCCUCUAUCUCUCUCCCUGUCUUUACUCUGCUCUCUCUCUCCCUGUCUUUACCCCGCUCUCUCUCUCCCUGUCUUCACUCCGCUAUCUCUCCCCCUGUCUUCAUGCCGCUAUCUCUCUCCCUGUCUUUACUCUGCUAUCUCUCUCUCUGUCUUUACUCUGCUCUCUCUCUCCCUGUCUUUACUCCACUAUCUCUCUCCCUGUCUUUACUCCGCUAUCUCUCUCCCUGUCUUUACCCCGCUAUCUCUCUCCCUGUCUUUACCCCGCUAUCUCUCUCCCUGUCUUUACCCCGCUCUCUCUCUCCCUGUCUUUACUCCGCUAUCUCUCUCCCUGCCACUCUUAAGUAUACAUUCCUGCUUAUGUUGCCUCUCUUCUUUACAAGUGUUAAUGUCAAAGCUCUCUUCUCUCUCAUCUCUGACUCAGUUAUGUAAAUGUUUUCAGCCUCGUGCCUUCAUUACUUCAUAUGCUGCUAAUCAGAUUGUACAGGCCUGCAGCUAGAGGAACUAAGCCUGUCAUACACCAUAACAACAAUUACAUGCUGCAUUAUCCAUAUACACCCAACAGGAAAAUAUAUGAAUAUAUGUAAACAUAUAUUCUCUACACAUGAACAUGCUAAGAUACCCACCUACACAUUGACACCCCCCCCACAUACAAGUUCUAUGCAAAUUGCUAGUUAAUUGCUAGUUAAUUAGCUGUUAGAUUUGAUUGACAUGUUAACUCUGUAACCAAGGGUGGUGCCAUUCGAGUGUAAAUGAUUGGUUGAUCUGGCUGCUAACCAGAAGAAGCUGCAUUAUUUUGUUGCUUUAAGUAAUGUUUUCACAUGGUUUCCACAGGAGUGCCCGAGUGGAGUGGUGAAUGAAGAAACAUUUAAACACAUCUACGCCCAGUUCUUCCCCCAUGGAGGUACAGUAAACCAGACACCUCUCAUUUAGAUACAUAACAUGCCCUUUCUCGUUUGCGACUCAUUUUCAAGCACUAUGGGAUAAAAAAAAGAUCUCAUGCCUGUAUCUGGUUGUGUUGCAGAUGCCAGCACUUACGCGCAUUAUCUCUUCAAUGCGUUUGACACGACAAGCAAUGGAUCCAUCAAGUUUGAAGUACAAACCACACACCACCACUAUCACUCAGUGAAUGCUUUAAAUUAAAAUGUGUUUAUCUUAUUUGUACUAGUGUUAUUACUUAGUAUUUUCUCUUUAAUCUCUCUCCCUAUGUGGUGACUCACUCAGGAGUUUGUAAUGGGACUGUCUACGCUGCUGCGGGGCACUCUGAGAGAGAAGCUGGAGUGGACUUUUCAUCUGUACGACAUCAACAAUGAUGGCUACAUUAACAGAGAGGUCUGUGUGUUCAUUUACAUGUCAGUUAUAUUGAAAUAUUGACAUAUGCUGUACUUAUUAAUACAGUGUUUGUAUUUCUGUUUUACAGGAGAUGACUGAGAUUGUGAGGGCCAUUUACGACAUGAUGGGGAAAUAUACCUACCCUGCACUCAAGGGAGAUGUCCCUAAACAGCAUGUGGAUGCUUUUUUCCAGGUGACUUUACCCAACAUCAUACAGUACAAUCUAAUACCAAAACAGAUGCUUACUGUAGGAGGUUAUGAAACCCUAAGGAGUGCACAACAGUUUAGACCACAUAAUAACAAUUUCAUACUUACUGAAAAAAUAUUUUAAAUUUCUCUCACUUCUUCCCUCCCCACAGAAAAUGGAUAAAAACAAAGAUGGAGUUGUGACUUUAGAGGAGUUCAUUGUCGCAUGCCAGGAGGUGUGUAUAGUACAGGCAUAUGUUUAUACAUUCGAUAUUGCUGUUGGUGUCUAUGUAAGAUGCUAUCCUUAUUUUAUGAUAGGCUUUGAGUUCCAUCAUUGCCCCCUAUGGCUUACAUUAGGGAGCCCUCUGUCUGGCUUGGUGUGAAGUGGUGACAUCUUGUGGUGAAAUGGUGACAUAUUGUGGUGAAAUGGUGACAUCUUGUGGUGAAACAAAUUAGUUGCAACAUUCUGUCACCAUCUUUCUCCUCUUCUCCCCUCAGGAUGAAAUGAUGAUGAGAUCCAUGCAGCUCUUUGAAAAUGUGAUGUAAAAAAGGAGCUGAUGGAAGGAAGGAGAGAGAAAAAAUGAGAAAAUUAGAGAGAAUUCUGUCUGUGUUUCAGUGUGUGCGUCUGCACACGCAUGUUUGUUUAUCUGUGUGUGUCUGUCAGAGUGGAUGAAUGUGUAUGUAUGUCUCUCUCUCAUCCUCUCAUCUAACUUGUCAGCAUUCAUGUGUUUGCCAAAUAAUGUCUCUGCCUGGCUACCUGCUUUUGUGUGGAUCAAAUGAAGCCAGAACCGCCCAAAUGACCAGCUGAGAGCGACAAGCAGCAGUCUCACUGCAGAAUUAGACAUUCAUCUACGUUCUCCAAAUGUCAAAUUUCGAAGUUGCUCCAAACAUCACAUUUCAAAGUUAAGGGUUAAGUUUAGGCGCUCAUUCCGAAUGGUUAAGGUAAGGGUUAA
This is a messenger RNA of Coregonus sp. 'balchen', 20477 nucleotides long. NCBI's taxonomy places the organism in Eukaryota, Metazoa, Chordata, Actinopteri, Salmoniformes, Salmonidae. The record is from the annotation of a GenBank genome assembly.